UCGGCCGAGGGGAAGUCGGGCGUGCCCUCGCUGCGCCCCCCGCCCGGGCCGCGAGCCCUCCACCACGGUGCUGGGGCAAUGGGUGCUCCGCGCCGCUGGCCGCCCGUCUUCCCGGGGCCCCCGCCGGGGCUGCUGCUCCUGCUCCUGAGCGGGCUGGCCCCGGGUCGCGCCUCCCCGCGGCUCCUGAACCACCCGGCGCCCGUCUGCUCCCAGCAGGGGCUGAACUGCACAGUCAAGAAUAGCACCUGCCUGGAUGACAGCUGGAUCCACCCUCCAAACCUGACCCCCUCAUCCCCAAAAGACAUCCAGAUCCAGCUGCACUUUGCCCACACCCAGCAAGGAGACCUAGUCCCUGUGAUUCACGUUGAAUGGACACUGCAGACAGACGCUAGCAUCCUUUACCUGGAGGGUGCAGAGUUAUCUGUCCUGCAGCUGAACACCAAUGAACGUUUGUGUGUCAAGUUUGAAUUUCUGUCCACACUGAGGCAUCAUCACAAGCGGUGGCGUUUUACCUUCAGUCACUUUGUGGUGGAACCUGGCCAGGAGUAUGAGGUGACUGUUCAUCACCUGCCCAAGCCCAUCCCUGAUGGGGACCCAAACCACCAGUCCAGGAACUUCCUCGUGCCUGACUGCAUGGACCCCAGGAUGAAGAUAACCACGCCGUGCGUGAGCUCAGGCAGCCUGUGGGAUCCCAACAUCACCGUGGAGACCCCAGAGGCCCACCGGCUACGGGUGGGCCUCACCCUGUGGAACGAGUCUACCCAUUACCAGAUCCUGCUGAACAGUUUUCCACACACGGAGAACCAGAGCUGCUUCGAUCAUGUAUUGGAUAUACCCAAGCCCACACCAGAGGAUUUCCACCAGCGGGCCAAUGUCACGCUCACCCUACCCAACUCUCAUUGGUGCUGCCGCCACCAAGUGCAGAUCCAGCCCUUCUUCAGGAGCUGUCUGAACGACUGCCUCAGACACUCCGUGACCGUGCCCUGCCCAGAAAGCCCAGAUCCUCCAGACUCGAUUCCAGAUAUGCCACUGUGGGUGUACGGGUUCAUCACGGGCAUUGCCAUCCUGCUGGUGGCUUCCGUCAUCCUGCUGAUCGUCUGCAUGACUUGGAGGCUCCCUGGGUCUCGUCAUGAAAAAUACAGUAAUGACACCAAAAACACAGAUAUCUUGCCUGCUGCUGGCCUGACGCCCCCCCCACUGAAGCCCAGGAAGGUCUGGAUUGUCUACUCUGCCGACCACCCCCUCUAUGUGGACGUGGUCCUAAAGUUCGCCCAGUUCCUGCUCACUGUCUGCGGCACCGAAGUGGCCCUCGACCUGCUGGAGGAACAGGUCAUCUCAGAGGUGGGGGUCAUGACCUGGGUGGGCCGCCAGAAGCAGGAAAUGGUAGAGAGCAACUCCAAGAUCAUCAUCCUGUGCUCCCGAGGCACGCAGGCCAAGUGGCAGGCCAUCCUCGGCUGGGAGGAACCCACCAUCCAGCUUCGGUGUGACCGCUGGAAGCCCGCUGGGGACCUUUUCACAGCGGCCAUGAAUAUGAUCCUACCAGACUUCAAGAAGCCAGCCAGCUUUGGCACCUACAUCGUCUGCUACUUCAGUGACAUCAGCAGUGAGAGUGACAUCCCCGACCUCUUCAGCAUCACUCCCAGGUACGCACUCAUGGACAGAUUUGAGGAGGUGUACUUCCGGAUCCAGGACCUGGAGAUGUUUGAACCUGGCCGGAUGCACCGCGUUGGGGUGCUCACAGGUGAAAACUACCUGCAGAGCCCCAGCGGCUGGCAGCUCAAGGAAGCCGUGGAGAGGUUCCGGGAGUGGCAGGCUCAGCGGCCUGACUGGUUUGAUCGUGAGAACCUUUGCCUGGCAGAUGACCAGGACCUCCCAUCCCUGGAGGAAGAGGUGUUUGAAGAGCCACUGCUGCCUCUGGGAGGAGGGAUUGUCAAGCAGAAGCCCCUGGUGCAGGAACCUGCCUCCGAGGGCUGCCUGGUGGUAGAUCUGCUGGUCGGCGAGGAAGGAAGAGGACUGUCAAGGCUGGAACCUCAGCUUCAGCCCCAGGGGGAGCUGGCAGCCCAGACGCUCCAAACUGCAGUGGUCCCAGUAGAGAAGCUCCCUCCAGCUCAGGCAGUGGAACCUGUCCCCAGAGCUGUUGGAAGCAGCGCAGCCAGCCGGUUGGCCGUGGUGGAGGGCGAUGAGGCCUGCCCGCUGCUGGAGGGCUGUGGCCCUCAGCGGAACAAUGUCCUCUUCCUCCCUGUGGACUCAGAGGACCCCCCUCUCUGCAGCACCCCGACGGCAUCACCCGACCACCUCCCGGAGGAUGUAAGGGAGGAGCUUGAAGACUUAAUGUUCUCCCUCUUCCAGCAGAGUCUGAGCUGCCAGGCCCAGGGCGGGUGGGAGAGACCGGCUGUGGCCCACAAAGACCCACACACGCCCUACGAGGAGGAGCAGCGGCAGUCGGUGCAAUCUGACCAGGGCUACAUCUCCAGGAGCUCCCCACAGCCCCCUGAUGGACUUACGGAAAUGGAGGACGAGGAAGAGCAGGGCCUGGGGAAGUCGGCCGAGCACCUCUCUCCUGAGGACCUGCAGAGCCUGAGAAGCCUCCAGCAACAGCUUUUCUUCCAAGAGCUUCAGAAGAACUCUGGCUGGGACAGUGUGGAGCCGGAAAGGCCGGCCUCGUAGGGGUCCCCCAAACCCAGAGUGCUGAAAGAAGGAUGUGUGUGUUCACAGGUGCACACGUGUGUCUGUAGAUGUAUGUAUGUUCAUGUGUGAAAUGUAUACCUUUCAAAUGUAGACAUCUUGAUUCUGAUCCCAGGGUAUCCCUUUAACUUUUCUUUCUGUGACCGUCUGGUCAUCUUCCAUCCCCACAAGGAUCCAGAGCCCAUUCCCAGGAGCUAAUGGCAGAGUGUCCCUAAGUCUCCAUCAUUUAUUCAUUCAUUCAUUCAGCUUUAUUUUGCACGUACUACAUGCCGGGCAUAUGAGAUAACAAGGAUAAAUUGCAGCCGACAUGGCCCUGGCCACCAAGGAGCUUCAUAUCUAAUGAAAGGGGCAGAUUAAACAGAGAUUGGUCAUGCAAGAUGUAAAGGCUGAAUGGAGGCCUGCCCAGGGCUAUGAAAAUACCCAGAAGGGGCCCUUGGCCCGGGGAGAAAUUCCUGGAGGAGGUGAUGUGUGAGCUGAAGGAGAAGCUAGUUUCCUGGGCCAAGAGAUUGUGCUGGAGAAGGCGGCAGUCCCAGGACACGGAGCACAUCUGGUGAGGGCUGGCAGGUGAGUGGCAGCAGGGCCCCUCAGGGUCCUGCAAGUUGAUCCUGGAGUAGAAGGAGGCAGGUGUGGUGGAGAGGAGUCAGAGCCCCAGUGGGGAAGGCCUUGUGGGCCAGGCUGGGAGUGGAGACAUCAGCCCAAAGGCCUGGGACUCCUUUAAUAUGAUGAGCUGUUGCCCUGCAGAGGAGAAGGCUGGGCCAAACAUACCCAGAAGCCACCUCAGAUCAUUUUUGGAAAGAGACGGGAUAGAAAUGUGUGAUGGGAAACCUAACAGCAUCCAGCAGGGAGGAAACUUGGAAACCCGGAGCUCACGUUUGGGCAGUCUGUCACUGGGAGAGCUAUGGCGGAGCUCCUCAGGGGCUGCCUGGCUGAGCCCCUGGGCUGUGGGCCCCUGAGCUCGGGAAGCACUGGGAGCUGAGAGCCCUCCCCUCCAGCUGUGGUCCAAUGACAGUGAAUUGAGUAUGAGAUGUGGAGGACCCACAGCAGGGCGGGAGGUGGGUGGCAGGUGGGAGUGGGAGAGCAUGAGAAUCUGGCAGGCCUUCGAUAGGAGAGGAAAGUGUGUCAUUCUGUACUUAGAGUCUGAGGUCCAGAGACAUUGGAGGAGAGAUGCUAAGGCCCAGUGUUUGAAGAAGUUGUCCCCAAAGUGCCUCCUUGGGAGAGACUGAAGGUUUCUGUCUAUCUGGGUGUCCCGAAGAGCGCACUGGGACGCCGUCCUCCCCUGCAAUUGAAUGUCCUCCAUUUGCCUAUACUUGAGUCCUUCACUGCAGCCCCAAGCUUCAGCGAGUAGGAGAGGAUUCUGAAAAGUGAGGAAACCAAAUAUCACGGGUGUACGUGUGUGUGCACGCAUACACGCAUGCAUAUGUAUACAUAAAAGAGAGAUCAUCAAUAAAAGAAUGAAUAAAUUUGUUAACUCUGCUAAGAA
This is a messenger RNA of Diceros bicornis minor, 4165 nucleotides long. It is a transcript of the gene IL17RA, whose product is annotated as interleukin 17 receptor A. Lineage: Eukaryota; Metazoa; Chordata; Mammalia; Perissodactyla; Rhinocerotidae. Bases 79 to 2667 code for a protein of 862 amino acids. The transcript is spliced from 13 exons. Gene Ontology annotation, molecular function: interleukin-17 receptor activity. The record is from RefSeq and is a predicted model, not a curated record.